UCAAAUAUAUAUACACUUUUUAUAAAUAUAUUUACAAGUAAGAGAUUCAUAUACUGUUCUAUAAAUAAAAGAUUUAUUUAUAAAAUCAAACAGAUCUCCUUUCUAUAAAUCCGUACGUGCAUUAUUCUUAUAUUAUCAAAAAAUUUAUAUAUACCAUAAAAUGAAUUAAUUUAUCAAAUAUAUAUAUACUUUCUCUAUAAAUAUAUUUGCAAGUAAGAGGUUCAUAUACGUUUCUAUAAAUAAGAGAUUUAUAAAAUCAAACAGAUCUCCUUUCUAUAAAUCCGUACGUAUUAUUCUAUAAAUCUCCUUUCUGUAGUCUCUUAAUUUUUCACGUUUAUCAAUAUUCAGUAUUCAGUAUACGAGUACCUAAAUUUAAGAGAAAAGAAAACAAGAAACAAAAAUGGCCAAGGCAACUUCUUCACUUGUCGUCCCCAUCAUCUUUCUUGUGAUAUUUGCGUUAGUUGAGCAGAAUAUGGGAUGUAAUGAUUAUGAUGUUGGUGGCAAUGGGUGCGACCAUUGUCGGCUAAGAUGCCUCAAAUAUUAUCCACCUACAAGAAAGGCCGAAUGUCAGCUUAAUCAUUGUAUUUGCAUCGGCCCUUGUCCGGAUGAUAGGCCUCAUAAGCGAUUCCAAAUGUUAAACUCUUCAAAAAUGUAUAAGCAAAAAUCCUAAGUUGAAUGUCAAAAUCAUAAGUGGCUAAGGUCUUUCAUAAUA
Messenger RNA from Arabidopsis lyrata subsp. lyrata, 712 nucleotides. RefSeq names its product defensin-like protein 178. The transcript has 2 exons. Bases 401 to 670 code for a protein of 89 amino acids. The record is from RefSeq and is a predicted model, not a curated record. NCBI's taxonomy places the organism in Eukaryota, Viridiplantae, Streptophyta, Magnoliopsida, Brassicales, Brassicaceae.